AGUCAGUAGAAGGGAGAGAAGCUUGACGGCUGCGAUGAAGCCCGCGGUGGAUGAGAUGUUUCCUGAGGGCGCGGGUCCUUAUGUGGACCUCGACGAGGCUGGAGGAAGUACAGGUCUGUUGAUGGAUUUAGCAGCCAAUGAAAAGGCAGUACAUGCAGACUUCUUUAACAGUUUUGAAGAUAUGUUUGAUGAUGAUGAUAUCCAGUGAAAAUCCACUUCCAGCAGGGUGGUGCAAAAACUUCUUGUAGGGAUGACUAUGUUCAAAACAAGAAACUCUGAAUAUUGUGUCUGAGAUGUGAAAGAACACAACAACGUGGAUAAAGAUGGAUGAAGGGGAGAGCUGUGGAGCUGUUUUCAACUAAGAAAUGUGUAGAAGUCCAGUUUUGUAGGCUUGCUUCAAUAAAAUCUAGAGAGCA
Messenger RNA from Heteronotia binoei (common prickly gecko), 416 nucleotides. RefSeq names its product COP9 signalosome subunit 9 (gene COPS9). Lineage: Eukaryota; Metazoa; Chordata; Lepidosauria; Squamata; Gekkonidae. The record is from RefSeq and is a predicted model, not a curated record. The transcript is spliced from 4 exons. Bases 35 to 208 code for a protein of 57 amino acids. Gene Ontology annotation, biological process: negative regulation of protein neddylation.